Molecule: messenger RNA, 566 nt
Organism: Dermacentor albipictus
Lineage: Eukaryota; Metazoa; Arthropoda; Arachnida; Ixodida; Ixodidae
Product: putative nuclease HARBI1
Source: RefSeq, a predicted model, not a curated record
AUGGCUGCCCUGCGGUUGGCCCGCCUCGAGAUGCUCGCCGAGCACUGGCUGUGCCGCGAACGCGUGUUUCGCGACAGGACAAAUCCGUUGGACGCCUUCAGCGAGGAGGAGCUGCAGCGGCGCGUACGCUUCGGGCGGGACGGCAUAGUAUUUCUUGCCGAGUUUCUUCGCUCCGAGAUCGAGCACCCGACGUGUCGGAGUGGUGCUUUGAGUGCCGAGCUGCAGGUGAUGUUGGCACUGAAAUUUUUUGCCUCCGGAUGCUUCUUGAUUACUGCCGGAGAUGUGAUCGGCGCCCACGAAUCGACCGCAAGCCGCACGGUACGCCGGGUUGCCUCAUCAGGUGACCACCCUCGUUUUCUUUCCAGUUGGCCGUCGCCUAGAGAGGUGCGGGGAGUCCAAGGCUGCUUCUACGCUGUCGCUGGCUUUCCGCGCGUCGUGGGUGCAAUUGACGGCACGCAUGUGCGGAUACAGGCUCCUGGAGAGCAUGAAGAAGCCUACGUCAACCGCCACUUUUAUCACUCCAUAAACGUUGAACUUACUAAAUAAAGCAGUGGUUUUCUCGCUUA